Molecule: messenger RNA, 1011 nt
Organism: Zasmidium cellare ATCC 36951
Lineage: Eukaryota; Fungi; Ascomycota; Dothideomycetes; Mycosphaerellales; Mycosphaerellaceae
Exons: 1
Coding region: 1-1011 (336 amino acids)
Molecular function (GO): hydrolase activity, acting on ester bonds
Source: RefSeq, a predicted model, not a curated record
AUGUUUACUUCAUCGUCUCGUCCACAAAGGCAACCGGUCACGGAAUACGCUGUGGAGAUCGACGCCGUACCAAUCGAGCGAUGGCGCCAAAGUGCAACAGGAGUGCCUUUCGUUCGCAGUUUCAACUCCGGGAAACCUGGCCCCCAUGUACUCAUCACUGCUCUCACUCACGGGAACGAGAUCGCCGGGGCUGUUGCACUCGAUAGGCUGCUCGGCAGCGGACUGCAUCCAACCAAGGGACGACUUUCACUCGCCUUCGCGAACGUGGACGCAUACUCGAAGUUCAGUGCCAACGAUCCCCGGGCUAGUCGCUGGGUGGACGAAGAUAUGAACAGAGUAUGGUCGCCAGAAAUUCUGCAUUCCCAGCCAGCACGCAGCCGUGAUGCCGCUCGCGCAGCAGAGCUUGAGCCUAUUGUGGCGGAUGCAGACUAUCUCCUGGAUCUUCAUACUACACAGCAUCACAACGAGCCACUCGUCUUGGCGGGGCCACUUGAGCGCAGUCGAAUAUUGGCGAUGACGAUGGGUUUGGCAAACUUGGUUGUGGUCGACAAAGGCCAUGCACAAGGACCACGCAUGAGGGAUUAUGGCGGGGUUGGGGAUCCUUCACGAACGAAUACCGCCCUCCUUAUCGAAGCAGGCCAACCCUGGGCUGCCUCUAGUGUUGAAACUGCGUAUGCCGCCUGCAUCAGGUUUCUGUGCCGGCUGGAAUUACUGCCUGAAGACGCCGGUCUUCAAGAUACCACACGUCUACCACAGUCAGCUCAGCGCAUUGUCGAAAUAGCCAUGCCAGUAACUAUCAAGCACGAAUUCACCUUCGCCAUGCCACUUAGAGGCGGCGAAGUCUUACCGAAAGCUGGCACGGUCAUCGGACACCACGGAGAGGAACCUGUGCGAACACCGUAUGAUGAUUGUGUUGUCAUUAUGCCAUCUCAGCGACUCUGGUCUGGAUUAACCGCAGUUCGGCUCGGACGAGAUAUAUCGGCUACAUUAGUAGCGCCAGUAUAUACUUAG